Messenger RNA from Colius striatus (speckled mousebird), 3676 nucleotides. RefSeq names its product family with sequence similarity 124 member B (gene FAM124B). The record is from RefSeq and is a predicted model, not a curated record. Gene Ontology annotation, cellular component: nucleoplasm. The coding region runs from base 296 to 1660 and encodes 454 amino acids. Lineage: Eukaryota; Metazoa; Chordata; Aves; Coliiformes; Coliidae. The transcript has 3 exons.
GCAGCAGGCAGAGAUGGCAGGGAGAUGUGCACCGGUGGGACUCAGCCGGGGCCGCUGCUGACAGGCAAGUGUGCUUACCACAUCACCUCAUCUCAGAGAACUACUGCUUCUGUGUUGCAGUGCUCUUCAUCCCUGCUGCUCCGUGCUGUGAAGGACAGCAGCAGUCUGACACAGAGGUGUUUUCGGACACAUAGAUUGCAUGUUACACGGUCACGAGAGCUCAAGCCUUGGAGUUGGAAGAUGAGCCUUCAGCUGAACUCUGCUGUGAUGUGAGUGACCUGGGAUUGGUCACACAAUGCUUUGUCACACUUUGCCUGUCUCCUCUGGAACCUUUGCAAUGGAUGACAAAGCAGACUCUCUGACUGUGCAUCUUCUCGCCAACUCGGGACACUCACUGCUGCUGCAGCAAACUCUGGAUCGUCUGCUGGAGUGGGUCUGCCCAGACAUUGGCCUUUUCCUGGUGUCUGAGCGACCUACUCCCCUCAGAUGCUAUGAGAGGCACCGUAAGAGAGGCUGCGGCUUCCCUGGAAUAUCUGUUCUCCUUUUCCUACACGAGGGCUUGGGAGAAGAACGGAUUUUGCAGGUCCACGAGCAAUUCCAGCAGCCGCCCUGGCGCUACCAGCGUGCCCGGAUUGCUAAUGGGCAAAGCCACCCCUACGCCCCAGCUCACCAUGACUUCUACAGCCUGGAUGACCAGCUGCCUGUGUGGGGCAUCAGGAGGGUGCACUGUGGCCCCGAAAUCCUGCGUGUCACCCUCUACUGCAGUUUUGAUAAUUACGAGGAUGCAGUGAGGCUCUAUGAGUUGAUCCUACAGAAAGAAGCAACUAUGCAGAAAAGUAACUUCUGUGUCUUUGUGCUGUACACAACCCAAAACAUUGCCGUACAGCUCUGCUUGAAGCAGUUGCCCAUUGGGGUGGCUACUGAGCCCAAGGACUCAGUGGCCUUGCAGUUCAAGGUGCGAGAGAUGGGACAGCUGGUGCCUCUCCUGCCUAACCCAUGUAUUCCCAUCAGUAGCACCAGGUGGCAAACACAAGACUACGAAGGAAAUACAGUUCUGCUUCAGGUUCAAGAUGGCCCCAAGCACCAUGGAACAAAUGUUGGGCUUUGCCAUCAGCAUAGUAACGCAGGCAAUGAAAAUAUCCUGCAGGACUCUGUCGCAGCCCCCCUCCCUGUGAAGCGGAGUUACCCUGGGCACAGAAGCCAGGAGCUCAGAGCCACAAAGGGCAAAGCGAAGCCCGACCCAAGCGAGGCCGUGGCUCCGGAGCACACGGGCAGUGUCCUCCGCAGGCCCCGCUGCGUGUCUCUCAGCAGCACAGCGGCACGACCCAGGUGGGCCAGCAGCUCGCUGUGCCGGCAGAUGAGCAGCCAGCUGCAGGCCCGGCCCCGGGACAGCCGGGCCGAGACCAACGUGGACACCGGGCUCGCCGUGGCGGCUCCCGCGAGUGGCCGCUGCCCGCUGAGCCGCUUCUCCAGGGACCUGCGGAGCAGCCUCCUGCUGCCCACGCCCGCUGUGCCCUCCCCACACAGCGCCCAGCGCCUGCUUGCUGCGGCCUCCAGGACUAAAGGAGCGGGGCAAGCCGCUUUGGGCUGCCACUCGCCAACGCCACUCGCCAGCCCUGCCACCAGAGUGGAGGAUGAGGAGGAGGAGUUCUUUAUAUGACUGAACACAAAUGUGCCUGAGGGACUGGUCACUUCCCAGUGACAGCGGGGUGCUUCUGUGUGUGGUGUGCCCCCUGUGCUGUGACCACUGAUGCUCAGCUUAACCACUGUGGCAACAAUCCAGUAGCAGGUUCACCAAAGCUUUCUAUGAAAAAAUGCUAAGGAGGCUGCAGGCAAAGCAGGAAAAAUAAUGAGGGGACUGGAACAUCUUUCUUAUGGGGAAAAGCUGUGGGAUCUGGAGCUGUUCAGCCUGGAGAAGACUGAAGGAGGACCUCAUCAAUACUUACAAGUACCUGAAGUGUGGGUGGCAAGGGAAUGGGGUGACACUUUUUUCUGUAGUGCCCAGCAACAGGACAAGGGGUAAGGGGCACAAGCUGGAACACAAAACAUUCUGCUGGAACAUGAGGAGAAACUUCUUUGGUAUUGGGGUGAGGGAGCCCUGGCACAGGCUGCCCAGGGAGAGUGUGGAGGCUCCUUCUCGGGAGGCUUCCAAACCCGCUUGGACAUGUUCCUGUGUGACCUGAUGGAGGUGAACCUGCUUUAGCAGGGUGUUGAGCUGGAUGAUCUCUAGAGGUCCCCUCCAACCCCCACCACUCUGGGAUUCUGUGAUAUUAUGAAAAAUAACUCUGUAUUUACAGAACGAUUUCUCUUUUUUAAUGCAGAAUAGAUUAAAGGAUGAUUGUGCAAUGAAUAGGAAUAAGCUGUAUGACUCCCAGAGCUGCUCUAAGAUGCUAAAAAGUAGCCAGUGACACCUUCAGAUGGAAAUAGAAGGUGCAGUUUGCCUAAGCUGCCCAAGCAGCUGGAUUCCCCCCAGGCGUGGAGGCUCAUCAUCCAUCGCUGGGAUAUAUGGGAACAAGGUAGCAGCACAGUCACGGUGCUGAUUUGCCUCUGGGUUCCUUCUAGCUUCCCCUGUUGAUGGUAUUUAAAAGCUAUCAAUGUUAAUUUUACGCAAGAUGUGAAAUACAAGAAUGUUCUUUUAAAAUAUUUUUGAGGGAAGAAUCUUCUAGGGAGAUCUUUUCUCCAAAUUAGCACAGUGCACACAAAGCAAACACUGGCAGGGAAUAGUUUGAGCUAUGUUUAUGCUCCAGGAAGAUCUGAUGUUGCCUUUUCAUGUGACAUUUAACAAAAUAAACCCAGCAACAGGCCAGGCUUGGUUGGACCAGUAUGCAGUUACCAGCAGGCAAUCCUAAUUGGGUUUUAAUUAGCAGAAGACAAGAGAUAUUAAGAGUCCUGGAAGGAACUGCUGAAUGCUGGAGAGUAAGAGGGACAGGAGGAGUGAAGCGGUGUGUUGGCAGCAGCUGCUGAAAUAACUGCUGAUCAAGAUGGGAGUUUGUCAAGUAGGACUGAGUAAAUUUGAAAGGGAAAGAGCAUGGGGAGGGCAUGACAGAGGGGAGGUUGUUACAAGAAAAAACAAAUCUGAUGCUACUUACCUUCUAAGCAGCACAACAAAUGCUGUAUUCUCCUUAAAUAGAUCUGAAUUCUGCUUUACCCAAAAAUGUGCACUUGUUUGCAGUGUGCCUUCUCAUUGCCUCCUCCUACCCACGACUCAGGUUUGACAGGCAAUGGCUUUGUGUGGCCCAAGCAGAGGUGGAGGGUGAUGGGCAGCAGCAGAGCCUUCCCGGGGGCACAGCCCACGCUGCACUGCAUGAACAUCCUUACCUGGGGAGGUGCAGCCCCCCUGGCUGCUGGUGGGCUGUGAAGCCCAGGGGCAGUAGAGAGCAGGGCCAUUGCUGGGUGUUGGCUGGGGCUUUGGGAAGGCCCAGCACUUUGGGGAAGUUUGAAGGUGCAGUCCGGUUGGUCUGAAGAGCUGCAGGGGGAAACAGGGCAGAUCCUGCUCUGAGCCUCCACACUCCCACAGCUGGUGCUGCUCUGGAAGUGAUGCUCAUCUGCCCUUUGAUUCAGGGGCCAAAACCUGCAGGAAGCUGAAGAGGACACUCAUCUCGCUGGACACUCACCACUCCCCCAGUGUUUCCAUAAGCUCUGUAAAAUGUGGGCUUUGUAAUAAAUCAUACUGUGA